CACAUUUCCCCAAGCGUACUUCUGAAGAACCGUCUCAUUGUCCCAAACAUACAAUAUCAAUGGAAUCUAUUUUGACGUCCGAACCAUUUACCCCCCAACGGUCGAGACGCUCUUCGGUUGCUUCUGAGACAACGUUACGACGAUGGUGCUUGGAACGGGAUGGAGACAGUGCUUGGUAUGCCGUUUCCCGUUUGGCGAGACGGCACAUAUUGUUCCCCGAAGGACUCCCUCGUUCCAAGUCUCCGCUGCCAUCGAGUGCGGAGACUUGCCCAAAGAUUUUGCGCGGAACGACAUACGCAACAUGUUCGUGCUGUGUCCAAACCACCACGAAGCAUACGAUAGAUUCUGGGUCGCUUUCGUUCCCGGGGAAGAGCCGCACAGUUAUCAUUUCGUCAAUCUGCUCAACAUAGCGCAAUUCUCUGAAGUUACCAUCACAUUCGCUGGACCUCUACCCGCUUUCCCGCUCGCAUUUCUCUACCACGCCCGGGUGGCAUUCGCUAAGUUUGCAAGAAUCUACCGUGGGUCCCAUGCUCUUCCAAACGUUCAAGGUGGAAGCGGCGGCAGAGGCGGGAAGAAAAAGAGUUCGACAGGACUUCGGGGGACGUGGAUAUGGAUGAUGUUGUUCGGGGAGACUGGAUUGAGCCGGAUGUUCCCAAACGCCUUUGAGCUCCGUGGAAGGCGCAAGCAGCCGUGGCCACGGAGGAACGUGCAUAAGGAACGUGCGGAGGAACGGCGUGGUCACACGUUGGCCACGGAGGAAGCCACUCCUCCAACACCCACUAUCCUCACACCUAUCUGCCGCCCCCGCCGUCCCCGGUGCAGUCCACGGGUGCAAAUCACGGCCCUGGGAGAUACACUCCCGCCGUUCUUUGGCUGCCAUCCGCGCCAGAUGCGCGUCGUUGCGUGUUUGAGUGUGGAUGAGGUCUUUGUGGAGGGUUUGCUGCUUUUUGAGGGUGGAGAGGUGGAGGGUUUAGACGUACUAAAGAUGGAUAGGGAGGAAAAUUUCAGCGAGAACAAGGGCGCAUUUGAAACCUACACCCGCCGAGGGAUCAUUCGUGUCAUCCCGGACGCCAUACUCAAGCAGGGCUACGUCGGUGUCCCCGCGGUGGAGCUACUGCUUGCUGAAGAGUACGCUCAUGUGCCCCGCAAUUGCGACUGCAGGCUCUAUGAGCAGUCCACACAACCGCGCUUCCAGCGGUGCAGCAGGUGUGCUAAGGCGUACUACUGCUCUCGGAAGUGCCAGAAGAAGGACUGA
Fimicolochytrium jonesii is the source of this 1255-nucleotide messenger RNA. RefSeq lists its product as uncharacterized. The transcript has 5 exons. The coding region runs from base 143 to 1255 and encodes 370 amino acids. The record is from RefSeq and is a predicted model, not a curated record. NCBI's taxonomy places the organism in Eukaryota, Fungi, Chytridiomycota, Chytridiomycetes, Spizellomycetales, Powellomycetaceae.